GGGAGCUUCUAGCACUGGGUCUGUCCUUUAUGCCGUAUUGCAGUCUGUCCAUUCACGUUUCUUUGACACUUCCAGAGAAGACCCUGUCACCGGUGGGAGCAAGCGCGUUAUCUGUGUCCAGAACAGAUUAGUUCAUUUAUUCGAGAAGACUUGCUCCCGAGCCGAUACUGGAAUCGCUCGUUUCGAGAAAGACAUGUGCAGGGGAAAGAAAAGGAGAAUUAAUCCAAGAAAUCAGAAUUGAUCUGUGCCUAGUCCCUACGAUGGUCGAUGCAGUGGGCACCGUGACCAAGAUUGUGGAAGUUGCACUAAAGAUCAAGAAGGCUGCAGACACGGUGAAGCAGAAUGAAGAUGCCUGCAAGCAAAUAAAAAGCCGCGUGGAGAUACUCAGUACUACGUUGUCGCAGCACCAGAAUAACACAGAGCUAAUGAACAACUCGGCAGUGAGGCUCGCACUUGAUGCGCUGGCCGAUAUCCUUGGUGAGGCCUUGAAGCUCGUCACCGACUGCCAGGAGGAGGACACCAACUUCCCGUGCCUUCUCUACAGUUCCGGGAAACUGUCCCAAGAGUUAAUGAAGGUGGAGCAACAUAUAUCCAAUAAGAACAUGGAUGCGACGUUGGCCAUCAUUGCUUUCCUUUUACCUAAACCAAUUGGUCCAGUCAGUUUACCUCCAGCUCAACAGGUAUGAUUCAUUCAGAACUUUUGUCAUCCUUGCGUGAUACUAAUGUCUUCCAGAGUGCUCAUUUGAAUGGCAAGACAAAUUGACAUGCUAUCCAAGUAACUCUCCAGCUGAACCAAUGUCCAGGCUUCCAGCAUACACACCUCCUCCCCCUACCCAUGAAUUAUACUUUUGACUUCUUCCAGCAUCUCCCUUGUAAUGGCGUUCGGCACUAUUGGAACUUCUAUCGAUGGGACCUACCACACACUAACUGGGCCGAUGCUAAACUGACCCAAAGAGGUUUGACGUGUUACAAAAUGGUUAGGUCGGCCAGAGAAGGUCAUACCAGUGACUUUUUUGCUAAUUAGACUGGCAUUGUCCAUGGAAACUCAUAUUAGAGGCUGUAGAGUGAGGAUGGCAAUCAGAAGUGGACCGGUCACACGAAAGAUUAAGCUCCUACCCCCCUCUCCCCUCAAACUCUUCAAUAAUUGUCAGUAUUUCAAGUCAGGAACACCCCUACCAUCAUUGGACACAAUGGAAAGGCACGUGUUCUAAUCAUGACUUGGAGUGGUAAAUAAUCUCUUUCCUCGUAUAUAUUUUCACGUCCGACCUUACUUACAUGUCCCUUCAGAAUUUUCAGGAUUGUCAUGUCGGCAAACAAGCGCCUUUCCAGUUCUUAGCAACGCAACCACCAAAUACGCUCCAACAGAUGUGCAGACAAAUUCAAGACGAGAGUGAUGUGGAUGUUCAGAUUGACUCAUUUACUACGAUAUUUGACAGAGCACUCAUGGCAAAACGGAUGUCCCAGGAAGAGAAUGAAGUCAAUCCUGACACAAGCUUAAGGGACAGCAAAUGGGAUUCCUCAGUGAUACAAGCGUACCAGAAAUGCACCUGCAGCACCCCGAGCACCAACAUAUAUUCAACCAGAAAGACAAACUUCGAGAGGUGUUGCAGCCCCCCUGCCCAAAUUUGCAGAAUGGGAUACGAUUCAAGAAGGUUGAGACUAAUUGUAGCCAUUUGAAGUGUUGAAAGCGUUAGCAUAUUUGAUAUCUCGUAUUGUUCUCACCACAGCGGUACUAUCAGCAACUUUGCUUAACGAUUGGAGGACAGCAAUAGUGGGAUUGUGUGAUUAGAGUCUGUUAAAUGAAUUUGGG
Triticum aestivum (bread wheat) is the source of this 1810-nucleotide messenger RNA. RefSeq lists its product as uncharacterized. The record is from RefSeq and is a predicted model, not a curated record. The transcript has 7 exons. Bases 1276 to 1677 code for a protein of 133 amino acids. Lineage: Eukaryota; Viridiplantae; Streptophyta; Magnoliopsida; Poales; Poaceae.